Messenger RNA from Iphiclides podalirius (scarce swallowtail), 783 nucleotides. Lineage: Eukaryota; Metazoa; Arthropoda; Insecta; Lepidoptera; Papilionidae. The record is from the annotation of a GenBank genome assembly.
AUGGACUCCCUCGACAACAAAGCAGUGAUAGUUUCGGACAAGUAUCGAAUAGAAUGUCUGUCUGCAACAACGUUCCCAGGUGCUUUGAGGGUGAUAAAAGAGGCGUUCUGUCAAGACGAGUACGUGAGCAUUGGCAGCGAGGUGAACAAGAAUCCGAUCGCAGCCGAGGAAUUGUUGGAGCUGUGUGCGGACGCGGCUUUGGACGGAGUGUCUUUAGUUGCGGUCACUUUGUCCACGGAGGAGGUUGUCGCAGUCGCUUUUAACAAAAUACAGGUUCAAUCGACGAGUGAAUCCGAGAAGCCAUUUUUUGAAAUAUUUGCUGAAGAACGUUGCACCCAAGAAUCGUCCCGCUCCUUGAUUCAAUUUAUGGCAAAUGUAGACGGAAGGUGCAAUUUAUUCGAAAAAUAUGGAGUGGAUUGCAGCCUUGAAAUUAUGUUUUUAGCCACCCUACGCGAACAUAGAAAGCAGAAGUUAGGAACGCUUUUAUGUAAAUACUCCGUAGAAAUUGCUCGUAGGUUAAGGGACGGCCCCAUCGCUGAAAUAGCGGUACGAGAUCUUGGACCCAACUAUUCAAUGAUAAAAUCGAGAGAACCGGUCGAAACUUACCCUAAAAUUUGUCAAGCCAUAUGGACGUCUAAAGGAUCGCAAAAGAUUGGUGAAGCACUCAAUUUUACUGUACACCUAACAGUGCCCCUCAAAGAAUUUAUUUUUGAAGGGAAGUCGUAUUCUGAACGAAUAGGGGAUGACUCGGCGUUUUGUGAAGUAGUCGGCAAAGCACUUUAU